AUCCACGUAACACGUCAUCAACAAUAUAAUAAGAAGAGUUCAUUCAGUGGAGAUAAGAGUUGUUUUUAUCAACAUAAAAGUAUUGUUCUGUAGUGUAGUUAUUCUUGAAGAUUAACAGCCAGAAGUGUUAUAUCACUCUUUUAUUUACUUUACUCAAUUGCAAACGGUUUGUCAAUUGUAGAAGCAGAAAAAUGAAAGUGGCAAUUGUUGGAGGUGGAAUAAUUGGUUUGACAACAGCGUUGCAACUACAGGAUGAAUUACGUAACGCUGAAGUUACAGUUUUUGCUUCUGAUUUCGAUAACAAUGUCAGCCAUGUGGCUGCUGGAUUGUUCAGAAUUGGUUCUUCGUACUCUGGACCGACUGAAAAGAUAACGAAAGAAUGGAUACGAAAUUCGUAUGAGUAUUAUGAUGACAUCAGAAAGAGUCAUGAGGCUUCACUUGCUGGUGUAACCGCUAUUUCUGGUUACAUGUUUGCUAAUUCCUCGCCAGAAACGGUUAAGAGUUAUUGGAUUGAAGAUUUAGUACCACUAUAUAGGAGAGCCUCAGAUGAAGAAUUUGAUUUGGUUGGGGGUAAUUGGAAAUAUGGAUCUUUCUUCACAACUCUUCUCACUGAAUGUAGACAGCAUCUCCCAUGGGCCCGCAAGAAACUACAAGAAAAUGGAACCAAACUCACAGUUAGGAAAUUAAAUUCUUUAAAAGAACUUGCCACAGAUUGGGAUUUGAUUUUUAAUUGUACAGGUCUUGGUGCCAGAUCUCUGUGUAAUGAUAGAUGCAUGGUUUCUAUGAGAGGUCAAGUACUCAAAGUAAAAGCACCAUGGAUGAAAACAUUCUUCUAUGGGGAAGUAGACACGUAUAUUAUACCUGGCUUUAACAGUAUUGUUACACUUGGUGGUUCAAGAAACUUUGAUUCUGAAAAUAUGAAAGUUUGUCCUUACGAGUCUGCAGCAAUUCGAGAAAGAUGCCAGACCCUUGUCCCAGCUCUUAAGAAAGCGGAGAUCGUAAGGGAAGAAGUUGGCUUGCGACCACACAGAACAAAUAACGUUAGAGUAGAAGCUGAAUGGAUUACAAAUGGAGUUUCUAAAGCCAUUUUAGUACACAAUUAUGGACAUGGAGGAUAUGGAGUAUGCACCGCUCCUGGGACUGUGAAGUAUGCCAUUCAUUUGGCAAAGGAAAUGCACAAGUUUUCUGUUGCAAAACUUUGAAUAUUGUAAUAUUAACUGAGAUUAUUAACCUAAUUAGAUUUGUUUAUUAUUAACGAAUUUACACAAGCAAAUCGUUAACAUGAACUAAUACUGCGUGGUAUUAUUGACGUAUAACGUACUCUACCUACACUUUCAGACUGUAGUUACGCAUUAAAGCUAAAAUAUCUUAAAUAAAGGUAAAAUAAUUUGUUCAUUUUCAACAAAUA
Molecule: messenger RNA, 1408 nt
Organism: Megachile rotundata (alfalfa leafcutting bee)
Lineage: Eukaryota; Metazoa; Arthropoda; Insecta; Hymenoptera; Megachilidae
Gene: Daao1
Product: D-amino acid oxidase 1
Biological process (GO): D-amino acid catabolic process
Cellular component (GO): cytoplasm
Molecular function (GO): D-amino-acid oxidase activity; FAD binding
Source: RefSeq, a predicted model, not a curated record